AAUCGAUCUUAUAACAUUUUCAAUAGGGUUAGAUAUCGAGAAUCGGUUGAACCAAAACCGAAGAAACGUAAAAUAGAUGAUGAUGAAACGUUAGAAAAUGAAUAUGAAGACACGCUUGGCAACGAUGAUGAUGGAAAGAAAGUUAGAAACUUACUGCCUAUCAAAACCAAAAAAGGGGUAAUUCCUCAACAGACUCUGGAAGAUGUGAUAGAAAAUGACACAAAUGAUGAUGAGCCUGCAGCUGAGCCAGAUGAGGAGACCGAAAGUAGCGAUAUUGAAAAUUUUACCUUAGAAGAUUCUGAAGUUGAUUUAUCCAAACCAGUAUCAGCCGCACAACUGUUAGCAACUAGAAAUGAAAUACUGCGACAGAGGAAAAUUCACAUUGGCACGUUGAGUUCUGGUUUACUAGAAAAUCCUGAAGAAAAAGUUACAAAUUUGAGAACUCUAUUGACCAUUAUGGAUGAAGAAGAUGCAGACGUUUAUUUAACAAUCAGGAAAUUAGUCAUAGUGUCACUAUUGGAAGUUUUCAAAGAUAUUUUGCCUUCCUAUGAAAUUAAGAAGACCACUAGUGAUGGAGUAAAAAUGAAGAAAGACACUCUCAAACUUCACAAGUAUGAAGAAAAUUUACUUCUAUAUUACAAAAAAUUUCUGCAGAAGUUGGAGAAAUACUGUUUCAUGCUGAUGAAGAAGAAAGGUGAUACAAGAAAAAGAUCAGAAGACGAGACGAAACUAGGAGUUUUGGCGGUUCAAGCCAUGUGCGAUUUGUUGGUAACCCAUCCAUAUUUCAAUUUCUCACAAAAUAUAGCCCAAGCUAUUGUUCCCUUCAUGAAUAACGGCAAUAGAAAUGUAAGAGAUAUUGUGAAAACAGCUGUGAAAACCGUUUUCAAAGAAGACAAGAAAGAAGAAAUAACACUGAAGAUCAUGCGUGUUAUUAAUAAUUAUCUGAAAAAUCACUCUCACAUUGUACAUACUGAAAUGCUGGAGGUUUUACUCAACCUUAAUUUGAGAGAAGUCAACUUGGACCAAGAAAAAGAGCAAGAUAUGAAGCAGAAAAAGCUUAUGUCUCACAAGUCCCGACUAUUGCAGAUGUCGAAGAAGGAACGAAAGAGAAAGAAAAAACUCAAAGAAGUUGAGAAGGAAUUAUUAGAAACCAAAGCAGAAGAAAAUAAACAAACUAAACAGAAGAACAUAACAGAAAUUACAAAACUGGUAUUCAAUAUAUAUUUCAGAAUUUUGAAGUUGUCUAGCAACACAAAAAUUCUUGGAGUUUGUCUGGAAGGUUUAGCAAAAUUUGCUCACUGCAUAAACUUGGAAUUCUACGUAGAUAUCGUAAACGUAUUAGACAGUCUCUUAAAAGAAGAUUGGUUAGGUUACAGAGAGAAGUUGCACUGCAUACAAACAGUCUUUGCAAUCCUCAGCGGUCAAGGAGAAGCGCUCAACCUGGACCCCAUAAGAUUCUAUAACAGCCUCUACAAAGACCUACUUUUCACCAGCGCCGCUUCGAGAAAAUCAGAUCACAUACCGAGCUUGCUCAAAACACUGAGCGAUGCCCUUAUCAAAAGAAGAAAGAAGAUUACCAAUAAGAGGACGAUAGGAUUUGUGAAAAGGAUAGCCACUCUCAGCUUGCAGAUGACUCACGACGGCACUCUAGGUUGUCUGGGGCUGAUCAGAACCAUCAUGCAAUUGAACAGACCCAUUGAUAUUUUACUUGAUUUAGAUAAUUCGGUGGGAGAAGGAAAGUUUCAGGCAGAAAUCGACGACCCGGAAUACUCGAAUGCCGCUAGCACUGCUCUCUAUGAAAUGAUUUUGCUGAAUAAGCAUUAUCAUCCCAUUGUGACCAAGUUUGCUAGGAAUAUAGCCAGUGGCGUACCGGCAACAGGCGAAGGAAGUCUACCAGGAGAAUAUGGUAAAAGUUCUGCCGAGCAGCUAUUCACAGACUUCAAUAUGUCCGAGAUGUCUUUCAACCCACCUGUACCAAUUCCAACAAAAGAAAAACCCAAGACAAAUCCAAAAAGGCAUAAUUUUGCUGACAGUUCAUUUGAAAGAGAAUGUAAAGAUGUUUUUAGGAGACAACCUGUUGCUGCUCAAUUUUGGAUUAGUAUUUGAAAAAAAUGUUGAAAAUUGUGUUAUUAUUGGAUAUAUGUUGAAUAAAAAUAUUUUUCACUUACC
This is a messenger RNA of Leptinotarsa decemlineata (Colorado potato beetle), 2169 nucleotides long. It is a transcript of the gene Noc3, whose product is annotated as Nucleolar complex protein 3. Gene Ontology annotation, cellular component: nucleolus. The record is from RefSeq and is a predicted model, not a curated record. Gene Ontology annotation, molecular function: chromatin binding. NCBI's taxonomy places the organism in Eukaryota, Metazoa, Arthropoda, Insecta, Coleoptera, Chrysomelidae. Gene Ontology annotation, biological process: DNA replication initiation.